AUGGCCGACGGUCGACAAGAACCAUACGACCCUUACAUGCCAUCGACGGGCAAUGCUCAAGGCGGCAAUGCGCGAACUGCGGCGCUUCAAGCGGCCUGUUUCCGAGCAUCCGCAAUGAAGGUCGCUCAGGAGUUUCGCAUGGCGAACAGCACAGCGACACAGGCGAGAAGGACAAGAAGAAUACCAGGAGCCAAUGUCUUUCGACGAGCCUCGAUGCCGGUUCGCAUCUUUGCGCAGGACAAGGGUCGAUCUGUACAAGCGAAAGAGAACAUGGGCUUCAAAUUUGCGUAG
Lithohypha guttulata is the source of this 291-nucleotide messenger RNA. It is a transcript of the gene SNC2, whose product is annotated as Vesicle membrane receptor protein (v-SNARE). The coding region runs from base 1 to 291 and encodes 96 amino acids. The transcript has 2 exons. Lineage: Eukaryota; Fungi; Ascomycota; Eurotiomycetes; Chaetothyriales; Trichomeriaceae. The record is from RefSeq and is a predicted model, not a curated record.